Messenger RNA from Pocillopora meandrina, 1152 nucleotides. The record is from the annotation of a GenBank genome assembly. NCBI's taxonomy places the organism in Eukaryota, Metazoa, Cnidaria, Anthozoa, Scleractinia, Pocilloporidae.
AUGGAUAAUAAUACGGCACCCUACUUCAACGAGUCCCGCAAUGCAACGGUACUUUCAGAUCAUCUGCACGAAGUCAGCAACCAGCUUGAGACAAACAACACGGAAGUUGCAAUAUUGAUUUCCAUUGCAACAGUUAUCGUCCUCAUCAACAGUUUGGUCCUUUAUUUAUUUUUCAAGAAUAGAUCUCUGCGGACCGUUUCAAACUAUCCACUUUUCAGCUUGGCAACUUGUGACUUCUUCUGCGGAAUUGUAGUCAUUCCUCUAUUUACAAUAAUGUAUUUUACGCCAUUGGUACAAUCCCAAGGUGCAACAAGGUUCUAUCUGGGAUUUUUGGUAACAGUUCUUCACAACUUCAUAGCCAUCGUCACUGUUUACCACAUAGUUAUUGUUACGGGGGAACGUUACAUGGCGAUUAAAUUUCCAUUUAAACAUCGCGUUCUUGACCAAAAGAACGUCCUAACAGUGCUAACUACUGUCUGGAUUUCCUCGCUUCUAAUAUCAUCAAUUCCAUUUACCUGGAUUCAUAAGAUAUAUCCAGUAAAAAAGCCAGUUUCUUCAAGGUUAGCAUUUGGUUUCACUAUAUUCUGCUCGAUAUUUGUCUUGGUUCUACCCUACAUUUUUUUGAUGUAUGCAUUCGCUGACAUGUUUAAAGGCGUCUAUGGUAAACCAAGGGAUAAGCAUCAACGUAGUAAUGAUUCCGGAAUGGCUCUGCGCCGCAGUAGAAGCAUUGAAAAACAUUCAGGUAGCGAGUUUAAGUGUCUAACACUAUUUGUCAUUAUGUCGUCCGUAUUUCUGAUUUGUUGGCUUCCUUGGUUUGUGGUAUUUCUGUUAUACCAGUUGUCCUUCGACACCUCUAAAUUGCUUGUACCGUCUCAAGUGGCGCUUUUUAUCCGCUACAUGACCUCAGUUGUCAACCCGCUGCUUUACACUUUUCUAAAAAGAGACUUUUUACAGACUCUUAAAUUUACCUUCAGGAGACGCAGGCAAGUUUCGCAUUCAGUUAUCUAUCCUAAUGGGAACGAGACAUUGCAAACGGAAUUCAACCAUUCUGGAGUGUCAGUCACUCAUUCACGUGAUAGGCAAUCUUCCAAGGCGGUGAAUUUAGGCACCAUCCAAGAGGGUGAGGGGUAUUUUGGUGACAGUGAGUGUUGA